Messenger RNA from Eucalyptus grandis, 1167 nucleotides. Its product is annotated as aluminum-activated malate transporter 2. Bases 1 to 1167 code for a protein of 388 amino acids. Lineage: Eukaryota; Viridiplantae; Streptophyta; Magnoliopsida; Myrtales; Myrtaceae. The transcript is spliced from 5 exons. Gene Ontology annotation, biological process: malate transport. Gene Ontology annotation, cellular component: plant-type vacuole membrane. The record is from RefSeq and is a predicted model, not a curated record.
AUGGCGAAAGCGGCUGAGCUGGCCAAGAAGGCAGUGAAGCUCGGGCAAGAUGACCCGAGACGAGUCACUCAUUCACUUAAAGUCGGGUUAGCACUUUCCUUAGUGUCGCUAUUCUAUUACCUCCAGCCGCUCUACGAAGGCUUCGGCGUCAACGCAAUGUGGGCCGUCAUGACCGUGGUGCUCAUCUUCGAAUUCCACGUCGGGGCCACUUUUAGUAGAGGGUUGAAUAGACUACUAGCUACAGUGAUUGGCGGUGCAAUUGGUCUUGGUGCUCAUCACUUAGCAAGUCUCUCGGGAAAAACCGGCCAGCCCAUAAUGCUUAGUUUCUUCGUCUUUCUUCAAGCCGCUGGUAUUACGUUUAUGAGGUUCUUCCCGCGAAUCAAGGCAAAGUACGACUACGGGAUGAUGAUACUCAUACUGACGUUCGCGCUGGUGUCGGUGUCGGGCUUCCGGGAAGACAAGAUAUUUGAGUUUGCACACAAGCGGCUCUCCACCGUCGUCAUUGGCAGCUCUGCCUGCCUGAUCGUCUCCGUCAUUGUGUGUCCCGUUUGGGCUGGCGAAGACCUCCACCGCCUCAUCGUUCUCAACGUGGAAAAGCUUGCCAACUUCUUGGAAGGAUUUGGGGAUGAAUAUUUGAGAAAAUUAGAAGAUAGUGACUUGAAUCAAGACAAGUCACUUUUUCGAGAAUACAAAAGUGUUCUCGAAACGAAAAGCGAAGAAGAAUCUCUGGCGCCACCGCAAGUUCAAACCAGACUCGAGGAGCUCUGUGCAGAGAUGGGCAUAGAAGCCGCAAGAGCUUCGAAGCAACUUUCAUCUUCCCUCAAGACAAUGACCACGCCAUCCUCUGCGACUCCCCACCUCGAGAAGGCCCGAAACGCUGCAAAAGCCCUCAAGUCGCUGCUCAAGACGACCUCCUGGAAUCAUGCGACCGACCUCCUCGCCGUCGUCCACGCCAUCACCGUCACGUCGCUCCUCAUUGACGUCAUCGAUUGCACGGAUAAGAUUGCCGAGUCUGUCAACGAGCUCGCGUCCCUUGCCGGCUUCAAGACUGUGGAAAAGCAUCUCAAGUGCGACGAAGUUGUGUUGACUGUAACUGCACUCGAGGUGACAGUCUUGCCAGAAAGUGGGAGUCCUCUGGGCAGAUCGGACUCGGCGCCGGUGUUGUAG